GGAUGGCGCGUGCUGUCUCUGAAUAGCGAAUAAAACCGGCGCGUCAGCCUCACAGUUUACUCACAUCUUAAAAAGCAGCUCGAUCCACAGCUGAAAAAUUAAAGCCCGUCUUCACUCCAGUAGAUUUCAGAAAACUAGAUAGUUUAUGUGUUAAAAAAAGACUUAUGUAAAGGGUUUUAAUCAAACCAAUCGAUAUAUUUUCUCGUGGAGGAUAUCUUCGACGCUUUUACCGUAUUUGGGAUUAUCCUCGGGAGUACAAGGUAAGGACUGAUCCACUUUCUGCUGUAAAGUUUGAGAAAAUGAGAAAAUGUGAUGUUCAAAAAAGCUGCAGAGGUUUUGUGUUUUACAGCCCAAGUUUCACAUUUCGUUUCAUUAUGCCUAUCAUUUAUUUUAGUACUUAUUAGUCUAUUUUUACAGUUAUUAAUAUAUUAUAAUAAUAACAACCAUAUAAUAAUAAUGAUAAUUAAUAUUAUUAGUUUGUUGCCUGAUAAAAAUAAAUCAUGUCAGCUGUCAUCAUGCGCGCUCUUCCUUGGGCCUCAACUCUCAUUUUCAACUCCAGCUUUCAACUAAAGCCUCAAACACUACACUGACCUAUUUAUUUAUUUGUUUAAUUAUUUUAUUCCCGCAGCCCUCGACUUGUUUGGUAAAAGUUCAUCUUUGCUCCCAUCUCCAAACACCGCUAAGAAAAAAAAACACUGGUUCAUUUUAAAUGUGCGCCCGGCUCUUACAGCGAGCCAACACGCUCUUCUUCAGUAUGCUGUAUAAUUACAGUGUUUUCUUUGAGAUUUACUCUGUGUGACAAAAUUAAAUCACUUUGAAUUAUGACGGUAUUUAAACAACAAGAUAUGCUUUUUAUUUAAUAUGUACAGUGGGCUAAAAUAGGACUUCUUUAAGAGUGAUAAAAUACAUCGACUUUUUUUGAGUUUUGGACGUUAAAGUGUCAUUUGUUGAAUUACAGCAACACAUGGUUUCAGCAAGUCAGUCCCAAUUCCAGCUGUGGUUUCUCCUCUCAUUUAUUUUUGUAGAAUUUUCAUGACUAAAGUUUUCUUAAAUAUAUCUCUACAUAAUUUAAGAAUUUUAAAAAUAAAUUAGAGAUUUUAUUUAAGCUGGUGUGGAAACCCUGUUUUCCAUCAUUUCAGUUUUGGUGGAAAUUCAGUGGACCUAAAUUAAGGAUUAACAAACUUCAGUCAAUUCCAGCACUAAUACUGCUUACCAUGAAAAAAAAAAGAUAAUAUUGUUUUUUUGUAUUUUUUGUUUUUUUCAGUGUAAAUGUGAGAAAGCAGCAAUAAUAAUGAAUUAUAUCUUCAAUUUGAUUUGUUUUUUAUGUCUCAGUAAUUUUGAAAGAGGACAAGAGAAGUCAGUAAGAGCACAGGGAAACCUUUAAGUGAUGCUCAGUUUUGAAUUUAAUAUUUCUCUCCAAAACAGAAAAUAUGUUUGAUUAAUUGUGCAAAAUUAUUACAUUCCUCCAUUUGCACUAUUUGCUUUAUAAUGUCCAUGCACCAUUAUCCAGAAUCAGAAUUAGAAUAUCCUUUAUUGUCAUCAUACUAAAAGUACAACGAGAUUGGAGAGCUUCUCUUCUUCUAAUGCAAUAGCGAAGUAAAAAUAAGGUGGUAAAAGUACAAAUAGUCGUAAGAAAGAAGGUUCUAUAUUUACAAGACAAGAAUUCUACAAGUUCCCACAUCAGAAAGGCUCAGACUAUGUCAGUUUGGUUUUAUAUUAUGAGUGAAUAACAUACAGGGAAUGUUUGUGUGAAUUCAAGAAGUCAACACACAUGUGGAUGGUUCUCUCUUUUUCUUCUCUGCAGGACGCUCUACAAACACUUGUCCUCCAAGUAUGGACAAGACCCACCUUUCAAGCUCUAAUGACAUCAUAAUGACGAGCUCAACAGGCCCCUUCCAGCAGGGACCCCUGACUCCACCUCGACCUGCACAUAUCCACUCUUCAGCCUCUUCCUUAUCUUCGACCUCUCCGUCCUCUUCCACCUCGCCCCUCAAACCAAACCAGGUCGGCCAGGUCAUCCUGUACGGCGUUCCUAUCGUAUCACUGGUCAUCGACAACAAUGAGAGACUUUGCCUGGCGCAGAUUUCAAACACACUACUCAAGAACUACAGUUACAAUGAGAUUCAUAAUCGCCGUGUGGCUCUGGGUAUAACAUGCGUCCAGUGCACUCCGGUUCAGUUGGAGAUUCUCCGUCGAGCUGGUGCCAUGCCCAUCUCAUCACGUCGCUGCGGUAUGAUCACCAAGCGAGAGGCUGAACGCCUCUGCAAGUCCUUCCUGGGAGAGAACGCGCCGCCCAAACUGCCUGACAACUUUGCCUUUGAUGUGACCCAUGAGUGCGCCUGGGGUUGCCGUGGCAACUUCAUCCCAGCCCGCUAUAACAGCUCCAGGGCCAAAUGCAUCAAGUGCUCCUUCUGCAACAUGUACUUUUCCCCAAAUAAGUUCAUUUUCCAUUCUCACCGGACACCAGAUGCAAAGUACACUCAGCCAGACGCUGCCAACUUUAACUCCUGGCGACGACACCUUAAGCUGAGCGACAAACACCCACCUGAUGACUUAGUUUACGCGUGGGAGGAUGUCAAAGCGAUGUUUAACGGAGGCAGUCGGAAGAGAACGCUGCCCUCCUCGGCACACUGUCACUCCAUGGGUCCCAUGAAGACUCUUCCAGGCUCAGUGGUGCCACACAUGAUAGGACCUGAUUUAGGCGCCCAGAAAAGAGGCCGCUACGAAGAGGACGAUGAUCUGGAUGUAGGCAGCCUUUCCCCUCGCAAGACCCCACGAAGUUACCCCGUCAUCCCCGUCCCGAGCAAAAGCUUCAGUAUGUUGCAGAAGUUCCCUCCGACGUCGCUCUUUCCCUCACCCUACCCCUUCCCGGCGUUUGGCCUGUGCCAGCAGAAAAAAGAUGACAGUGAUGUUUCAGGAGGGCAGAAAGGAGCAGGACUAUCAAGUCUUUUAUGGCCUGGCCGCAAAGACACGUUUUAUCCUCCUUUCUGCAUGUUUUGGCCACCAAGAGCUGCAGGAGGAAUCCCUGUUCCCACCUACCUCCAGCCUCAGCCCAGUGCUCUCUCCUCCCUGGCAGACAGCUCCUCUCUGAGGCAGGCCUUUUUGGAUCUGUCAGACCCGAACCAGCCAGGAGCUGGCAAUGGAAACAGCAUCAGCACGACCAUAGCCCCCAGCAGCGAGACUUCAACACCCAGAUCUGGGCUGUUUGACCCCGAGUGCACGACAGUGACUCCUGACCUCCGCCCUGCGUCGUCGGAAGGCUGGCUAAAACUUCUGGACACACCAACCCUCCAGUCCAGAAAGUCCAGCUACGGCUCAGCCUUCCGUCCUGUCAUUAAGGAUGCUGAAAGCAUCGCUAAGCUCCAUGGAAACGGCGUAGGAGUCACUGGGACAGCAGACGAUGACUUUGGGGUCGUGGUCACCAGUACAGAUCGCCACCAACAGCUGUCACCCAGCAGCAGCGGCAGUUACGGCAGUGAAAGCGGGAUCGAUGGAGAGGCAGAGGGAGUGGAGAGUGAGGAGGAAGGGGAGGUGGAUGUUGAGUCGUCAAAGCAAGAGGACAUGGCUGAGGAAGAGGGCUUCACAAACAAGCCACCAAAAACUCAAACCAACCUGUUCCUCCCUGUAGUGAGUGACAAUCCCGUAGAGGAGAGGGGUAAGGAGCGGGGGAGUGGGGCUGUUUAUCCCAGUAACUCCCCUACCUCCUCCUUGGACCCCGUCCAGCAAGAGUCCUUCAGCCUGCCUGCCUCUCCUCCUGCUGGUCUUCCUCUCUCCGGCUCUACCCCUCCUCACAGAGAGGACCCAGCUUACAAAAGUGUAAAUAUCCCCUCAGGCUACUUUGGCUAAUUAUUAUUUAAAUGGUGUUGCAGUUAGGCAGUGAUGUGAUCUGCAUUAGCAGAUUGUUAGGCUGGUAUCUCCCCGUAGGAAGUGAAAGAGUCACCUCACUGUGAUCUUUGCUAAUAAGCCCAGGUGUUGACGCUUAAAUGGCCAUGGUGGGUUUGUUCACCCCUGUCACCCAGCUUGUGAGGGCAACUCUAAUCUUUAACCUGCCUGCUCCUACAUUAUCCAGGCAUCGAAAACAGUAGAGGAGGGAUUUGAAUCAGAAUACAUUUCAUUAUCUAUUAAUAUGCAGGAUACAUGUUACUAGUCCUUUUCAUGUUGCAUCUGCUGCAGCGUCGUAAACACACUCUAACACCUCUACACCUUUGAACAUUGACAUUAAAUCUACCAUGAUGUCAUACCAUGAGGUGUAAACAAGCAACGAGAGAUUAAAACACACACACACACACACACACACUCAAACAUGCACACCCAGACAGUGUAGUUCUGCCAUCUUGCUCGUGUCCUGCUCCUACAAAGUUUGUACAAUAGUUUUGAAGUUCUCCCAGGUUUCAUUUUUAUUUCAUCGACCCUUCGUGUUAAGCUUGAGUUUUAAUUGCUUUUUUAAAUAAUACACAACACAACAGUUUAAAACAUAUAUAUGAAUAAAACGAUGAAGCGCCACAACAAUCCAGAAAAGACAAGCCAUAAAACAUUUGUCCUCUAUGUGAUUGUGUCAUAUUUACUAUUUAAUUUUUAUUGUUUUAUUUAAUUUUGUGAACACACACACAGGUUUAAUUCUAUUUUAAUCAAAUUCUUAGUUUUUUUUUUAACCCUCUUCUGUCACAACUUAUACAUUUACAAUCAAGAUGAGACAUUCGAAGAGAACAGACGUCCCACCUUGAACUGACCAUGUGAAUCCAGAGACAGAUAGACAUGAAAAAAAAGCUUUUGUACAGAUUUGAAAUGAUUUCAUAUCAAAUGACGUGGCUGGUAAAAAGAAGAGCAUCGGACUGCAUUUGCAAAACGGUGAAAUGUAUUUAUUGAAAAAGAUUAUCUUUGGAAAGAGAGCAGAAAAUAAAAUCACACAAAUACUCAAAAUGCUGCAGCUUCUUAAAAUACAGAUAGACACUCUGGAGCAUGAGUGAGUUGAAAUUACAGCCUUUACUGUAGCUUUUUUGAUUUGUCUGCCCUGUGAUAUUAAAACUGCACAAUGUCUGAUAUGAAAAGGAAAGUCUCACCAACUUUACGAUGUUUCCAGGUUCCCAAAAAAAGAGAUGAAGGACUUCCUGUGUACAUCACCAAAGACAACUCCAGCCUUUCUGGUGAGCAAAGUGUUUACUUGGUUGGCUUGAGAUGACACUGUAAAUACUUCACUAUCUUUUUUUCUUUAUUAGUUUUUUUUUUUUACGGUUGAAUAUAUUUUCACAGUCUGUCGUAUGAAACCUCUGAGUUAGUUGUAUUUUUGUAUUUUCAGCCCCUUUUUUAACGGGUUUUAUUGAGCCUUUAUGUCCCUGCGAGGCUUUUCCUACGGUGUGUCGUUUGCUCGUCUCACCUAACACUCUGAUUACCGCUUAUGAAAAUGCCACAUGUGUGUUUUGUGAUGCCGUGCCCGUGGAUACACGUGCACAUAACAGACACGCACCUUUGUCUGUACGAAUAUCCGGAUCAACAUAACUGAAACUCUCUCGUUUGUUUCUUUGUUCGUUUGUCUUGUCAGAUGAAAACAAAGAGCAAAACAGUUUUUUUGUACAAGAGGGUGAGACGUUGGCUUCGGACUACUGGAGGGAAACAGCAGGUAUAAAACACACACACACACACACACACACUUAUGUUUCUUAUGAUGUGGUUUAGGGAUGGUAAAGAACAAUUGGAUCCAUGAAUUUUAAGCAGAAUUUUAAAAGAGCUGCUAAGAUAUUUUCCAGAGGAGUAUCAUCAGAAUGUCGAAAUGAAACUUGGAUUUCUCUAAAUAAUGAAUAAUGAACACGGUAUGAAUCAGAAAUCAUGAUAAAAAACCAACACUUUCAAUAAAAAGCUUGUUAAUUUUAGGAUACAAAGAGCAUGAAUAUGAUUUAUUCUAGUGUGACAUUACAUUUAACGUUGGAAGUCAAAUCCAAACCUAUUUGACGUAGAUGUGUUUUAUAUAACAGCGUCGAAAGAGACAGUUCAGCCAAACAGACUUACGCCUUGUAAAAAAGUUGCCACAGAUGUAACAAACAAAGCUGAUAACUUCUCAUAACGCAAAAGAGAUUCAGAAAAGGUAAAAGCAGUCAGGGGGAAACUCUCGAGUCUACAUUCCCCCCUAAUCUUCUUUCAAACAGUGAGGCGAGAGGGUCAUAUGACACACAGAGAUGUGAGACAGCAGCACAAAGCUGCUUCCACAACAACAACUCCGCCACAUCUGCUUUCUUCAGCGGUGUCGCCAAGAAUGUUACUCUUAGGGGGGCCGUUAUAGUUCAACAAGAAAACAUCAGCUCAGAUAUAAGCAGCCAUGCUGGCAAUCUCCAUCCUAGACCCAUAUCGCCACCAACAUAAUUGCCUUUUUUUUUCUUUCUCAGAGCAAAAAAAGCCUUUCCUGUUUGGAAAAGAUCACAGCUUAUUGCCUUUUUAUAUCUGUCAGGAAGACAUUAAAAGUGCUUUAUGACAUCUGUGCCAACAUUUUUAUCAAGCCCCCCUCUCCCUCAACCCCUACACACACGCACUGUAAUGAUCCCUGUGCAUAAUGUAUAAUGUAUUUCGAAAAAUUACACGAAACAAAUUAAAUGAGACCACCUUUCCCCUGAUUGCCAAACGUCUCCCUGGGCGGUGGGAAGCUCUACGUGAUUAGAAGGCCUGAUUCCUCUGAGUCCCACCAGCCCCCCUCCACUGUCUUUAAACUCUCCUUCUGUUUCUAGGGAGAAAAAAUAAUCUAAUUUUCCAUUUAUGUAAUGCAAACCGCCUUGGCUUUGACUAUUCACGGUUAAUUGACUGUCAAACGAGGUUGUUAUCCUCAGGCACUGUCUGCGAAUUUGCUUGUCAAAUGAGACAUAGAGAGGGAAGGAAAGGAGUGAGUAGAGGAGGAAGAUAGGGAUAGAGCAUUAUGUGCUCUACAUGAGACAGGGAGAAGCAUAUAGGGAUACUCAAGAAGGCAGGAUAUGAAAUGACUGAGAGAGAAUACCUAUCAAAUAUACUCGAUUGUUCAAUUAAGGAGUAAACUGCUGCCCUGUCUCAAUUCAAGCCGUCGUGCACAAAGUCAUACGAGAAGAACGACGCAGAAGCUAACGUACCGCUUAAUUUAAAACAGAAUUAUGUCGUUGGCUGGAACAAAGUCGUAGAAGAUAACAAGGUUAAAAACAAUUAGUAGGCUGCUUUAACUAUUAACACAGUGCACACAGAGUACACAUCAUAUUAAAGGCUGUUCACCGAAGAGCCUGCUGUCCUCACAGUGUUUUAAUACCACUAACAUCCUCCAAAUAAUUCACAUUAAAAAAAAAAAAAAGAAACUUUGCUAAUAUAAGUUUUUUGGUGUCCUAAAAAUACAAUCAAAUUAUUGUAUUUAAUUUCAACAUUUCAGAAAAGCUUCAGUUUUCAAGUGAUAUAAGUUCUUAUUAAAAUUUCUGAAUUGAAAUAGUUUUUUCUUUGUUUAAUCUUGAAUGGAAGUGAUACAAUAUGAAAUCAAAACAGGACUUAUCAUAUCAGAGAGACAUAGUGCAACAAAGAUCUCCAGCUGCAGAGCUCACACAUUCUUCCAACAAGCACAUACUGACACCUAUAGGCCAAAGAUUUAAUAGCAGGACUCCAAAGAGACUAAAAGGCGAUGGUGAAGGGUUUAACUAUUGAUGCACAAAAGCGUGAUUAUGUAUCAAUAAACAUGCUGUCUGAGGGUGGAGAAAAGUAAAAUGAUUCUAAUCUGUUCUUUGUGCCAAAUGUCACCAUAUGUCUGACGUGAAAUGCAGUAAAUCUCUUUAUGUUUUAGGGGAUCGAAACCACGGUGCUUCCUCCCCUGUUCAACUAAAGAAAGACGUUGAAAGCAUGGAGAAAGGUAUGAAAACUCUCUACUCUAAGCUUUUCCCACUCCGACACUGACUACACGGGAGAAAUCCAAGUCCUGCAAAUAUUUCUUCUGGAUAAAUUAUUGUUCCUCUGACUUUUUUCUUCUUCUUUCCACUCCUGCAGAGGAACUCCAGAAGGUCCUACUGGAGCAGAUUGACUUCAGGAGGAGACUCGAGCAAGAGUUUCACGCUCUGAAGGGAACAUCGCCAUUCCCAGUUUUCCGUAAGUCACAUUUUCACCUCAACUCCCCCUUUUUUUUAUACUUUGAGUCUCUGUCUUUCAGAUUUUGGGUAAAUAAUUGAUUUUGCACUAUUCCAGAUAACUUCCAAGACCAGAUGAAACGAGAGCUUGCCUACAGAGAAGAAAUGGUCCAACAGUUACAGAUGGUAAGAUAACCAAUAAAUGCUUCACAAAGAAUAAAUCAUACACUUUGGGAUGCAGGAAAUCUUUUGGCUUAAAAAUAAUCAUGACAGUGGUUUUGGAUAUGAUCAAAACUUACUGUCGAGCACUGUAUGAGGAGAAUCCAAAACACAAAAUAAAACAUUCAUAGCUGAAAUUACAUUAUAGAUAUGUGAAUGUGCAGGGGUAGCUGUAAAUACAGACUUCUUGAAACUAAAAUACAUCACUUCAAUAGUGGCAUCACCUGGUGUUGCUUGUAUGACCAUCAAAAGGCCGAGUCAGUUAGUCAAAGACAGUUUGUUUUUUAUGGCUGAGCGGUUCCUCUGCUGCUGUCUGUGGGUUUCUGUCAACAUCAAUCACCCCAGCAGUCGGCAGACAGGCUGACAGAAGGUGUUCAUCUUUGCUUUCUAUAGACAACUUCACAUUUUUAUAUGUCUAAAAUCUCAGACCGCUCACACACCCAUCACACACAGCAUGCUGUACUCAUGCUAUCACAAAAGUGGAUGACGGAGCGGGUAAUCAGACUCAUUUAUGAGCACUCCAGGACAGAAUAAAGUGUAUAAAAAUGCCAACCUGGAAACUGUGGCUGAAUCCAACAGAUGGAUAUGACUAAGAGUUACAACAUCAACGUAAAUUUAAGAUUUAUAUUGUCGUCUCAUUCGUAAAUUGAACUAAAUCUGAUAGGUCAAGGUCCUGAUUUCUAUUUCAGUAUCAAGUAUAAUUGAAGAGUCUGAUUUUCCAGGUACAUUUCCUCUAUGAAAACAGGAUCCUGUUUUUUAAGUUGUCUUUUUAGACAAAACAAUUGUAUAACCCCAUAUGUAAUACAUUGAUUCGUAUUCAGAGUGAGGAGUCGUUUUGCAUGGUGACACCUCAGCCAGUCUAGUAUUAUAGAAAUGGUAUAAUGUUCAUAUUAUUGUCUACAUCAUGUCUUUGUAAAUUUAGUCUAACACUGAGUGUAUUUUACUGUAUUUUUAAAUUUCAGAUUCCCUACGCAAACCUCAUCAGAAAAGAAAAGAUCAACUCUCAUCUGAACAAGUGAACAGAGGUAAGUGUCGGAUAUUUCUUAAAUCAUGCUGCUUUUCAAAGGAAAUUAUGAAGUUUAACAACAUCUCAUUUCUAUUUCUAUUUCUAUUCAUUUAUUUAGCACAGAUUAGAAACAGUGUAAGGAGGGAACGAAGCCGAUAGGCUUAUACAGAGUUCCACUCCUGUCAGGGCAGUGAAGGCAUACGGUGCAAACAACAAAGUAACUAGGACAUGGAAAGGUUAUAAAUAUACGAGUAGGGAAAGGUCAAAACAUAUACAAACUGUCAUAAAUAGAACAUGGGCAAUAUAGAGAUAAUACACAGAGAUGGAGACAAUAUAAGUAUACAUAAAAAGCAAAGAAACAUGAUCAUAACAAAAAAUGAUUAGAUGAGAUUUCAAUGAUAUUUUAAAGGAUUUGAAGGAUAAUAUUGAUUUUAGAGAUGCAUCCAGAUUAUUCCAUAGUUUCAGUCCUCUAAAUAUUAGACCCAAUUAUGAUAUUUUUCCCAUGAAAGGGACAACAAGAAGAGAUUUCGAUAAACUCAAAUUCCACUCGAAUAUUUUCUCGUGGUUUUGGAAUCUCUUUUCUCGUGGUAAAGUUGUAGUCUUUGAGCACAUAUGAGGAAACUCCUCCUCUGACCUUGUUUUUUCUGCAUGAAUGGAUAGAAUUAUACUGAGAUAUAGGGUAAAGAUAUGUGAUAUCAUCCUUUAACCAGGUUUCUCAUCUCGUUGUUUGAUCCAAACUAGUUAUAAACAAAAUCAUGUUGAUCACAAAGAAUUACCCGCUGAAACGGUUUUUAAGUAUAAAAACAACAACAACAACAAAAAAAGACCUAAAUGUUAUUGUCUUGUCUUUUUAUUGUCCUUACAGGUGGAGUCAGCUGUGUCCCGUUUGAGAAGUAGAAACCUCCUGGAUUUCUGUGAAUUACCAAAUGAUAACAAUAAUAAUAAUAUUAAUUGAUGUUAUUAUUAUUAUUGUUCAAAAAAGACUGGAGGGAACUGAUAGAAAAUAUUGACAUGAUCUUGAAUAUGUCCUUAUUCAGUAUUGAUCCAACUUUUCCUGGAACACAACCUUUAUUAAAGCCCCUAAGUCAAAGACACUUACUGUCUGGGAAGGACACAUUCGGACCACUUUGGACCUCUGAGGCUCUAAUAGAAGUUUCAUACCCAUCUCUCAUUGGGAAAACUUCAUUGUUGCCCCUUCUGUUAAACUCAAAGCUCAUCCCAACUAGGAUUAAAGCAAGCAGAUACAACCUCGCUAUUUUUUUCUAUUUUUUUGAGUUUGUCCACCAGGGGAGCAGUGGUAGUCUUCCUCAAAAAAUGUACAAACCCAUCAAAGAUGAGGAGGAAGCGGAUACUCAUAGAAAUCCAAGAACCUGACAGCUGCUGGGUAGUGUAUACAUACACCAAAUUGUGCAUGAGGAACUUCACUCGACAGUUUCUGUUCUUGUCAAAAACCAGUCUCACUGUGGUUUUACCAAGUAAUUUGGACCUGUUAAUGCUUCCUGACCAAAUGAUCAGUGAUCUUAAAAUAGGGAUCCAUUGUUGGUGUUGAGUUUAAGCACCAAGGCUGGGUCUGCUAGAUGUCCUUGCCUGGAUAAUGCCAGAUGAAAAGCUCUUUGGAUUGGACCCCAAAAUCAGACCAGUAUUUGAAACAAUGUGAGAGUGUCAGGCUUUAUUCUGUCUAAACACUGUCAGAAUAGUUACCCAAAGGUUCAUUACAAGGAAGAAUCUGAAUUAAAAAAGAAAAAUGCACAUACAGUAUUGUGGUCAGUGGAAAUGUCGCUGUUACAUUUCUUUAAAAUCACCAUCACAUCUACCCAGAAGAAGGGUAGAAAUGCCACCAGCUUGGUGUGUUUUGGACAUUGGUAGAUGGUAAACAAACCAAUAGUUUGUUCAUUUGUUUGCAACCCCAAGUGUCUGAGACAGAAAUUGUGGACUUUGUUGCAAACCUACUUGUAAAUUAUUUAUAAUCUGUCUGUAUAGAAUAUUCUAUGUGAAAAGUUAACAAUCAGAUUAUCUAUAUGUGUUUGUUUGUUUGUUUGCUUGUUUGUUUGUUUGAUAAUUAAAGGAUCAGGGCUUCAGACCCUGUUUGUGAAAUACAUUAUUUAUUAUAAUGUUGAAGCAAAAUACAACUGGCAUGAUAACGAUGAUGAGGUUGAUAUCUGAGGGAUCAGGUGUGCCACAAAGAAUUAAAUGAUAUCUCAUUCAUCUCCCCAUGGAUCAUGACUAAUUGGUAAAAGUUGUCAUUUUCUAAGACAAAUUUAUUAGAAGAAACUGUUCAUGCAGAUGUAUUAUUAUAUGUUCUUGUAGUUUCUCUACUAUUUAUGGUACAUUAAAAGUCUACAACAACCA
Messenger RNA from Xyrichtys novacula (pearly razorfish), 11625 nucleotides. NCBI's taxonomy places the organism in Eukaryota, Metazoa, Chordata, Actinopteri, Labriformes, Labridae. The record is from the annotation of a GenBank genome assembly.